Molecule: messenger RNA, 462 nt
Organism: Cercopithifilaria johnstoni
Lineage: Eukaryota; Metazoa; Nematoda; Chromadorea; Rhabditida; Onchocercidae
Source: the annotation of a GenBank genome assembly
AUGGAGUCCGUCGUGGAGGCCCUUCUGUUCACAUUUAUUGACCCUCCAAAUGUUAAAAUAUUACCUCCAAGAUGGCUGAAAAUGCCUUCGCCGAUGCAAGUAUUCGCACUAGUGAUGAUGACUUAUUUUUUCGUGACUGGAGGUGUAAUCUAUGAUAUUAUUAAUGAACCUCCAAGCAUUGGACAAACUACCGAUGAGAGAGGCAAUGCGAAGCCAGUUGCUAUAAUGCAGUAUCGAGUUAAUGGGCAGUAUAUUAUGGAAGGCUUGGCCGCAAGCUUUAUGUUUUCUCUAGGCGGACUUGGUUUUAUUAUACUGGAUAGAUGCAACAAUCCCCUAACACCUAAGCUGGAUCGGAUAAUGAUGUUGGGACUGGGUUUCGCCUGUGUUAUUAUUGGUUUCUUGGCCACUCGGUUGUUUAUGAAAAUUAAGAUGCCAUCUUAUUUGCAAGGUAUUAUUGGCUAG